AUGCAACUCCACAAAUGGCAUAGCAGCUGCGCAGCGUUAGUUUCUGAUGGUGAAGAAAUAUAUAAUUUUACUAACUGUGAUGGAACUCAAGUGCUAGGAGUUUUCUGGAGUCUGAAGAAAGAUAGUCUUUAUUUUAAAGUUAUCUGUAGUGCAUCACAAAGAAAAGACUCGAAAGUCACGAAGCGCUGUGUCUUAUCCACAAUUGCACGCCUUUUCGACCCCCUUGGAUUGCUUGGACCAGUAGUGUCAAAAGCAAAGAUAAUUUUGCAACAGCUAUGGUCUUUAAAACUGGACUGGCAUGAAGAACUACCUGAGAAACAGAUCCAAGAGUGGAAGAAGUUUGUCGAAGCUUUAAAGAGUGUUAACAACAUGGAAUUUGAUAGAUGUAUACUUACAGAGGGAGCUGACAUGAUUGAAAUUCAUGGAUUUGCCGACGCGUCAGAGGUUGCUUACGGUGCUGUUGUUUACUGUAAGUGUGUUAAAAAUGGUCAAGCAGCGACUAUCAAAUUGACUGUUAGCAAAAGUCGUGUAUCACCUUUGAAAAAGACCAAAUUAGUGAAAAAAGUGAUAAUAGUUCUCGAUUUUCCUAUAUCUAACAUCUACUUAUGGAGUGAUAGCAUAAUUGUGCUUUCUUGGAUACGUAAGGAGUCAUUUCUACUUAAGACUUUCGUUGAUAAUCGUGUAUCCCAGAUUCAAGACUUAACUAACAUUGACAGUUGGAGAUAUGUACCAUCAACUGAGAACCCUGCCGACAUUAUCUCCAGAGGUCUCGAUCCUGAUAAACUUUCACAAUGUAGAUUGUGGUUUGAAGGACCAAAUUUCUUGUGUAACAGUGAAUAUCCAAAUAGAGACAUUCCAUCCAGAGUUAUUGAAGAUGAAUUUUCUAAUGAAUUUAAACCAUCUAGUGACUUUAAUUGUUUUAUUAGUGACAAUAGUAAUUUUCUUGAUAAUUUUCUGGAAGUUAGUAAUAAUUAUAGUAAACUCAUUCGUGUAUUAAGUUUUGUGUAUAGGUUCAUCGAUAAUUGUCGGAGCACUUAUGACACAUCAACUGGGUCUUUGUCUCCAGAUGAACUUAAAAGAGCUGAACUGAAAUUGGUAAGUUUAGUGCAGAAACGGGAGUUCAGCAAGGAAAUUAGAGAUUUAGAAAUUACAGGUGCAGUUUCAAAGCAGAGUAAGGUAAGAAAUUUAUGUCUCUGCAUUGAUAAAGAAUGCCUCUUAAGAGUAGGUGGACGUUUGUCCAAUAGUGAAUUGUGCUUUGACAAAAAAUUCCCAUUAUUGUUACCAGAAAAACAUAAAUUAACACAAUUGAUAAUUAUUAGUAAUCAUAUUAAGAAUUUACAUGUUGGACCUCAAACAUUAUUGUUUAUUAUAAGGCAAAGAUUUUGGCCAAUCAAUGGCAGAUCUAUUUGUAGAAAAGUAGUUCGUGAGUGUUUGUCGUGCUUUAAAGCUAAACCAAUAACUUGUGAUCAACUUAUGGGUGAUCUACCCAAAAGUCGUGUGAGUCAAAACUUUCCAUUUGCCAUUUCAGGUGUGGACUUUUGCGGUCCAUUUACAAUUAAAUACAAGAACCAACGGAAAGGGGAUAACUUCACACAGCUUAGAAGCAAUGCUACAUUAUUGUUCAGUAUAUAA
Molecule: messenger RNA, 1632 nt
Organism: Parasteatoda tepidariorum (common house spider)
Lineage: Eukaryota; Metazoa; Arthropoda; Arachnida; Araneae; Theridiidae
Source: RefSeq, a predicted model, not a curated record